Messenger RNA from Endocarpon pusillum Z07020, 2019 nucleotides. RefSeq lists its product as uncharacterized. NCBI's taxonomy places the organism in Eukaryota, Fungi, Ascomycota, Eurotiomycetes, Verrucariales, Verrucariaceae. The transcript has a single exon. The coding region runs from base 1 to 2019 and encodes 672 amino acids. The record is from RefSeq and is a predicted model, not a curated record.
AUGGGGAUCACAAGAGGGACACUUGAGGGAGCGGCGAGACCACAUUUCAAUCCAAACACUCUUUCCCACCGCGAGCUUCUGAAGCCGGGACCCAAGGUGCAAAAGCUGAGAAUCAGAUUUUCGCCAUAUCAAGAGCUUGCUCGUGUGUCCCUUAAGAGAAAAAGAACAGCUAACUCGUCACCAGCGUAUCCCUCCUUGUAUUCAACUCAAGAAGGGGACCAGCUGAGCGCACAAACAGAGGAAACCCAGCCAACCAAGAAAUUGAAGGUGAUACAGCAUCAUUUUUCGAAGGGUGAGCCUGUCGAAGAGCAAUUCAACACAUUUCAAGAGAAUUUCGUAAAUGAAGAAACAAUCGCAGUUGACGAUGGCAUGCCAAAUGGCAAAGACAAGGGCGGUCUCAGGGCUAACUCAACCCAUCAGACAUACCAGGCUCGCUCGGGAAGACGGAAACCAGCAAGACGCCUGUAUAGGGAGAAAGAGUGCACCUAUCCAUAUGAAUCCAACGGCGGGGAACAGUUGAGCGGUCGUGUACUGAGGCCUCGAACAAAGCCAAAGUACUAUCCUGACGAUGAGGCGUCUGAUUGCACAUCCGAUGAACACACUGCGGCUACUGUCAACACUGUAGACAAUCAAGCUUCAAAUGAAAGUGAAGGAGUGUAUUCACAUCAGCUUUAUACCGGUCUUGCUUGCGAGUAUUCUGGCUGUCAUGCCAAGGCUGAUUCUCUGAAUGUUGCCUCUGUCUCAGUCCCCGGUGACAGCGAAAACAAGAAUGUGGGAGUCGAUACAGUCUGCCGAAACUGGUCGCUGGGCUGUGAUUAUCCGACAGGGUUCGAGAUCACAAACAGUGAUCAACAAGCUUCAAUGAACCAUCAAGUAACUGUUGACCAGGCUCGAGCAGCAUUCGAGUGGCAGCAAACUCCAUUAAUGAAUAUACGCGAGAUGAUCACAGGUAUCUGUCAGGAUAUUGAUAACCUUGCCGAGGGUCCCGAAAUUGCUGGUUGUGAAGUCGUCAACGACACCGGUCCUGCAAUUCACCGCGGUGGCCAGGGUGAAGCUUUUGCAGAGAUCUGUGCAGCCCCAACAUCCACCUCUCCCAGAGUGUCCCAUAUCGCCAACGGCCAAGUCUGGGAAUCACAAGCAACUCGUAAAGAGCGCGCGCGUCAGGAACUCGAAGCCGCUAGACCCAGCGCUUGUCCUACUACUACUGCUGCUACCACGGGCACUUCCAGCAACGCCAUCGAUCCAUCCUUAUCAGCAUACAACAACGACAACAAUAACAAUAGCUUUCAUCUCGACGGCGCGGCCUCCUCAACACCGAAUUUCACCCCAACAGCCAACACCUUCCCCGUCCCUAUCGGACCCAAUGCCACCACAGCCACCAACCCAACCCCUAACCGCUUCCAAAACCAAGACACCCACUGCCUCAUCUGCCUGCUCCCCGUCACGCCCUCCGACAUCCUAGUCUCAGACCUCCGCUGCGUCGCCUGCCCGCGCACAUUCCAUCAAUCCUGCCUCACCUACAUCCCACCGCGCAUCAACCAGAACUGGCGCUGCAGCCUCUGUUACCGCGAGGCGUGGCAUGGGUAUGGGCAUCUGGCUAGAGAGCUAGAAACGAGGGAUCCCGGGCUGGUGGAGAGGUAUCGGAGAAGACUGUUGCUUGCGAAUACGUAUGGAGGUGCGGUGUCGAUGAACGCUGGGCUUGGGCAAGGUGGCGGUCGGGAUGAAGAGAAUGUGAGGUUUUGGUUCGAUGUCGAUAUGGAUGGUGGGGCGGAGAGUGAUCAGGCGGUGCUGGUGAGGAUGGGGUUGGUGGAUAUGCGGAUGUUGAGGGUUCUGAGUGAUGGGGAUACAAGUGCGAGGGUCAGGAGUCUAGAGGAGACGGAGAGGUGGGGUAUUGCAUUGGGCAUGGCGUUGCAGGAGGAGGAGGGGAAGGUUCAGGAGUUGAGGGGAGAGCUGGAGAGGUUAAGAAACGUGGUUGAGCAGAAGGAUAGAGAGAUUGAGGAGUUGGAGGGUGGACUGUGA